This is a messenger RNA of Musa acuminata subsp. malaccensis (wild Malaysian banana), 3144 nucleotides long. The record is from RefSeq and is a predicted model, not a curated record. Lineage: Eukaryota; Viridiplantae; Streptophyta; Magnoliopsida; Zingiberales; Musaceae.
GAAAAAGAAAACGGGGCACUUGCCAUGGGUGAGAGAUCCCCUCUUCUUGUCAUCAUGUUCUCUCUUGCUCUACUGACCAUUAAGCUUGAGAUUUCUCAUGGUUCCACCUAUAUCCGUUGCCGAGAGAGAGAGCGGAAAGCCCUGAUCGACUUCAAGCUCGGACUCCGUGAUCCUUCCCAUCGUCUCUCUUCCUGGGUCGGGGAGGAUUGUUGUACCUGGGAAGGCGUCGACUGCAGCAACAUCACUGGCCACGUUACCAAGCUCGACCUUCGGAAUCAACACAACGAGGACAUAUUUGACUGUUCUGACGAUAAUACGUUUGACAUUUUUGUGGUACAUACCGGAUGCAAAUGGGCACUGCGUGGUGACCUAAACCCAUCGUUGCUUUCUCUGCGGCGUCUUCAUCACUUGGAUCUCAGCGGCAACCAUUUUAAGCGCUUCGUGGGCAGAGUGCCCGAUCAGCUGGGGAAUCUCUCUGCCUUGCUCUACCUCGACCUUUCUUAUGAUAGAGAUUAUUUCCCUCAAAACUUGUUCAUCGAAAACCCUGAAUGGAUCUCUCGGCUCGCUUCACUUCGGCGUCUGAAUAUGAAUUCAGUCGAUUUUAGAAGUGCGUCCAACUGGUUACGAGCAUUGAACGCCCUCCCUCAUUUUCGAGAAGUUGAAUUGUCUGGCUGCUACUUGGGAACCUUACCUCGUUCGCUUCCUUAUGUCAACUUCACAUCUCUCACCAGACUUGAUCUUGGAUAUAACGGUUUCAACUCUAGCAUACCAGAUUGGUUGCUUAAUAUAACUAGUCUCCAGUACCUUUACCUUGGUAACAAUUCUCUCUCGCUCUUCCUUCCUGCCAUUGCCAAGCUGACAUCUCUCAGGGCACUCGACUUGUCGGGAAAUUUGUUCCACACCGGCUUUAUACCGAGAGCUCUGUCCGACCUCUGCAAGCUCCAAAGCCUCCGACUAAGUGACACGUCUAUCAACGAUUCGCUAGACAAUUUGGAAGUGGCUUUCUCUGGAUGCCUUAGGUUCAGCUUGGAGGAAUUGGACCUUCGCUCCACUAGGCUUGGAGGUUCCAUGCGAGCAGAUUGGUUAGGAAACAUGAAGAAUCUCAAAUAUCUUUAUCUUUCUAAGAAUUCGCUCCAUGGUUCAGUGCCUGAUUCUCUUUUUAACCUGCAAUUGCUGCAAGUUUUGGAUCUCGGUCUCAACAAUUUGAAUGAGUCGAUUCCCGAAGGCCUCGGACAACUGAAAAGCCUUUUCUAUUUGGAUCUCUCCAGUAACUCAUUGAGCUUGUCUGAAGUCCACUUGGCUAAUCUAUCAAGUUUAAAGUAUUUGCAUAUUUCUUUCAUCACGUCGUUCCUGAUGGAAAGCCAUGAUUGGACUCCUCCUUUUCAACUUAUAUCACUGGGAAUGGCUUUCUGCCAAGUAGCACCGAGGCCUCAUUUUCCAGUAUGGCUCCAAACACAGAAAGAUCUUUAUACGUUAGACUUGAGGACAACAGGAAUCAAAGAGACGAUCCCUAAUUGGCUUCCUUCCGGUCUCAGGCUUUUAUUCCUCUCCAAUAAUGAGAUUACCGGCGAGGUGCCACAGUAUUUGCCGAAUCUAAUAGCUAUGGAGCUCUCAAAUAAUUCCUUCUCCGGCCGUCUCCCUCCAGGUAUCUCAAACACGAUGCCAAACUUGCGCUUACUUGACUUAUCCAGGAAUAAUCUGAGUGGCACAGUCCCACUCUCUAUUUGUCGAAUUAAGUAUUUGGAGAUACUUGGACUCUUCCAAAAUAACCUCUCAGGAGAGCUUCCCAGUUGUUGGAAGAGUUCUUCAGUUCUACGAGUGCUAGAUGCAUCAAACAAUAAAUUACAAGGAGGAAUUCCUGAUUCCCUCUGCAAUUUGCAGCGGCUGCAAUUACUACACCUGAGCCACAAUAGUUUAUCUGGGCAGGUCCCUUUUUGUUUAAGAAGAUGUACGAGCUUGAUUAACCUUGAUCUAGAAGACAACAAAUUGAUCGGAAGUAUACCGGAUUGGAGCAAAGAAAGCCUCCUGAAGCUGAAGGCACUCAGCUUAAGCUCUAAUGCCUUCAAUGGUAGCAUUCCUCAAUUUUCUCAUCUUCCAUCCCUUCAAAUAUUGGAUCUUUCAAACAACAACCUUUCCGGAACUAUACCACGAAGCUUUGGGAACUUCCGUGCUAUGGAACUCUCCUUUCAACCAGAUUACAAUAGUGAUGAUGAGUUUUGGGACGACCACAUGAUGCUCUUCAUGAAAGGAAGAAAAUUGGAGUAUGACCGCUCACUACUUACAUUAGUUACGAUUAUCGACCUUUCCAACAAUGGGUUGUCUGGAUAUAUCCCUGAGGAGUUUGGGAAUCUACAUGGAUUGCGGAGCUUAAAUCUAUCUUGGAAUCACUUGAUAGGAGAAAUACCAAAUAACAUCAGUAAUUUGCAACAACUGGAAAUACUUGAUCUAUCAAGAAAUGAUCUUUCAGGUGCAAUUCCUUCAGGCUUAGCGGAUUUAAACUUUUUAGAUCAUUUGAACUUGUCAUACAAUAAUCUUUCUGGUAGAAUUCCCACCGGCAAUCAGUUGCAAACUCUUAAUGAUCCAUCUAUCUAUGCCGGCAAUCCAAAUCUUUGCGGUCCUCCUCUUUCCAAAAUUUGUACAGACGAUGUGUCCGAAGGUAAUGAAGGAGAGCCAAAUGAAGACGCCGAUAGUAGAAUUGAAACUAUUUGGUUGUACGCAAGCAUCACACUGGGAUUCAUCACAGGAUUUUGGACAGUUUUCGGAACCCUUCUGUUGCACAGGAGAUGGAGGAUUGCCUACUUCAGAGCUGCUGAUAGCAUAUAUGACUCGCUCUGUACUGUGAUCUUAGUGAACAUGGCUAGGAUCAAAACGAAAGUACUCAGAAGAAGUCGAGAAAACUGACACACUAUAGGCGCUUCGAUUACCAUUACGUGGUAUGUAACAUGCUAGCUCAUGGUUUUUAUUUCUGUCGCGUGAUCUAAACUAGCGAGACUCGAGCUUUUGCUUGUUCUAUGUAUCUGUGUAAGCAAAAUGUUUUACUUCGAUUGUAAUCUUAUUUUUCCUUAAGAACACUGUCGGAUGGGCUAAAAGCUCUUAUGCUUGCAUCUUUAUGAGAGUCAUCUUUGUUGAUUGAUACGGGUAAAA